Molecule: messenger RNA, 1799 nt
Organism: Anolis sagrei ordinatus
Lineage: Eukaryota; Metazoa; Chordata; Lepidosauria; Squamata; Anolidae
Source: RefSeq, a predicted model, not a curated record
UGAAGGGAGUGAAACUAGCACCAACCACUACAAGGCGGCUGCAGAAGGCUGAGAAGCAACUAAACACAAAGGACGCCCAGAAAAAAUGCCAGAGAACGAGGGCAAUGGCCUGUUCAAGAGACUCUCCUGCGCAAAUCCAUUCCACACAGUCAAAUUUUUUGUCUUCUGCCAAAGCUUGCUGCAGCUCACGCAGCUGAUGACCUCUGGCUACAUGAGAAGCACCAUUUCCACCAUCGAGAAGCGCUUUGGACUCUCCAGCCAGACCUCCGGCCUGCUGGCCUCCUUCAACGAGGUGGGGAACACGUUGCUGAUCAUCUUUGUGAGCUACUUUGGCAGCCGAGUCCACCGGCCCCGAUUCAUCGGCUACGGAGCCCUCCUGGUUGCCCUGUCGGGAAUCAUCACCUCGCUUCCUCACUUCCUCAUGGGACCCUACGAAUACGAUCGCACCAUUUCGGAUUCACGCAACCUGACGGAUAUGUGCCUCCCAGGGGAAAAGCACCCCUCUGUGAGCGAAGUGUGCACCAGCCAUGUGGAGAGAAAUGCCUUGGUCGUCGGGCUGUUGUUCCUCGGACAGACCAUGCUGGGAGUUGGCGGAGUGCCCAUCCAACCCUUUGGCAUCUCCUACAUCGACGAUUUUGCCAGCACGACCAAUUCACCACUCUAUAUAGGAAUCCUCUUUGCCACGACUACCAUGGGUCCCGCCAUCGCGUUCAUUUUGGGCUCGAUCAUGUUACGCUUCUACGUUGACAUUGACAAGUUUUCUGCAGCGGAAAUCCACAUCAACAACAAAGACCCGCGGUGGGUCGGGGCCUGGUGGCUCGGGUUCAUUCUUACAGCCAGCAUCGUGGCCAUCUCUUCCAUCCCGUACUUCUUCUUCCCAAGAGAACUGCCCAAAGAGGAGGAGGCUCCACGGAAGAACAUUGCAGAAAUGACGAAGGCGGACUUAAAGGAGGAGCUGAAAAUCAAGCCUCGAGAAGCGGAAGACCUCCCUUUGGGACAAUUCAUCAAAAUGUUCCCCGUGAUUUUCUUCCGAAAUAUCAAGAACCCCAUUUUUGUGGUGCUCAUCUUUGCCCUGGUCAACCUCUCCGGGAUGAUUGCUGGCUUGGCCACCUUCAUGGCCAAAUUCCUCGAGCAGCAGUUCACCUUGACGGCUUCUCUGGCCAACAUGAUCAUAGGAACCAUCCAGCUCCCGAGCGGCAUGCUGGGCAUCAUCCUCGGAGGCGCCAUCAUGAAGAACUGCCACCUCAGCCUCCGCUACGCCACCAUCAUGUCCAUAUUCGGGCUGGGCUUCUGCGUCCUCUUUGACAUCCCCCUCCUCUUCCUGGGCUGCCCCACGCAUGCCGUGGCCGGCCUCGACCCCUCCGGAAGUUCUGGACCAGAACAACUCUUUGCAAAUUGCAACCGCCAGUGCAACUGCUCCUCUUCGGCUUUCAACCCCGUUUGUGGUCAAAAUAACAUUGAAUACGUCACGCCUUGUUUCGCCGGCUGCUCAGGUCUAAACUAUAAUGCCAAAGCACAGAAAAUUCUGAAUUACACCAUGUGCAACUGCAUUAUCGUGGAUGGGGCCCUUGGGUAUGCGCGCCCCGGCACCUGCGGAGGCCAAUGCUCCCAUUUCCUGUUGCCGUUUGUGAUGAUCACCUGCAUAUCGGGGUUCAUGGCCUGCCUCUCCCACACGCCGGCCUUCAUCAUGGUCCUCAGGUAGCUCCAGAUAGCAAUGCUGCAUUUUCACUUUGUGCCUCUUGUAUUCAAUUUCCAAGUAAUUUUUAUUAAGCCUUUACUAGUAAAAUAGAGGAUAGGGA